GGACCCUUUCUUUGACAUGCAUAUGAUGGUGUCCAGGCCAGAACAGUGGGUAAAGCCAAUGGCUGUAGCAGGAGCCAAACAGUAUACCUUCCAUCUGGAAGCUACUGAGAACCCAGGGGCUUUGAUUAAAGACAUCCGGGAGAAUAGGAUGAAGGUUGGUCUUGCCAUCAACCCAGGAACUACAGUUGAAUAUUUGGCACCAUGGGCUAAUCAAAUAGAUAUGGCCUUGGUUAUGACAGUGGAACCUGGGUUUGGAGGACAGAAAUUCAUGGAAGAUAUGAUGCCAAAGGUUCACUGGUUAAGGACCCAGUUCCCAACUUUGGAUAUAGAGGUCGAUGGUGGAGUAGGUCCUGACACUGUCCAUAAAUGUGCAGAGGCUGGAGCUAACAUGAUUGUGUCUGGCAGUGCUCAUUAUGAGGAGUGAAGACCCUAGAGCUGUGAUCAACUUGUUAAGGAAUGUUUGCUCAGAAGCUGCUCAGAAGCGUUCCCUUGAUCAAUGAGCACAAGGAACCUGGUGUUUCUGUUCAUAAACCUUCUUUUGGCUGGAAUAGAGGAAUACUGACUAACAAAUCAUCUUCCAGUCAAGGCAAAGUUGCUUCUCUGAGAAACUAUCCAUUCCAGUGAUUAAAAUCCAUUGUGCAGAAUGUUUCAGGAGGGUAGAAAUUGGGGUGUAUAACUACAUUUGAGUGGUGCAACUUAAAGAUUAGUAUGAUAAAGUACUGUUUAUACUGGGAGAAUUGAUUUUUGUAAAGAGUGAA
Molecule: messenger RNA, 758 nt
Organism: Jaculus jaculus (lesser Egyptian jerboa)
Lineage: Eukaryota; Metazoa; Chordata; Mammalia; Rodentia; Dipodidae
Product: ribulose-phosphate 3-epimerase-like
Exons: 1
Coding region: 17-424 (135 amino acids)
Biological process (GO): carbohydrate metabolic process; pentose-phosphate shunt, non-oxidative branch
Cellular component (GO): cytosol
Molecular function (GO): metal ion binding; D-ribulose-phosphate 3-epimerase activity
Source: RefSeq, a predicted model, not a curated record